Molecule: messenger RNA, 4217 nt
Organism: Sarcophilus harrisii (Tasmanian devil)
Lineage: Eukaryota; Metazoa; Chordata; Mammalia; Dasyuromorphia; Dasyuridae
Gene: LRFN3
Product: leucine rich repeat and fibronectin type III domain containing 3
Exons: 3
Coding region: 242-2230 (662 amino acids)
Molecular function (GO): protein binding
Source: RefSeq, a predicted model, not a curated record
GCCCCGCCCUGCCCCGCGUCUCCCCACCCCCCUCGCGUGUGCCCGGCGCCCGGGAGUCGGAGACUGAGCCGCAGCCGGGGAUUGGCGGGGCUCGAACCACGGCCUGAUCCGGCGCGGGGCCUCGUGGGCCUGGGCCCUAGGGGUCCGGGCCCGGCCGGCCCGGGGCGAUCUGUGCCCUGCGACCCCGCCCCAGGGGGCUCCAGGGCUCCUGGGUACCAGCCUCUGUAGUCGUGGAGUGAGGAUGCUGGGCCUGCCGCUCCUGUGCCUGCUGGCUCUGGGCCCCCCACGGCUGGGGGCUGCCAGUGCGGUGGGACCGGCGCCCGACGGCUCGGUCUCGGGGCCCUGCCCCCGACGCUGCCGAUGCCAGACCUCCUCCCCGCCCCGGAGCGUGCUGUGCCCGGGAGCGGGCCUACUCUUUGUGCCCCCCGGACUGGACCGCAGGGCGUCCGAGCUCCGACUCCCCGACAACUUCAUAGCCUCCGUGAGGCGCCGGGACCUGGCCAACAUGACGGGCCUGCUGCACCUCAGCCUCAGCCGCAACACGCUGGCCCACAUCGCGCCCGGGGCCUUUGCCGACCUACGCGCCCUGCGCGCCCUGCACCUGGACGGCAAUCGCUUGUCCUCCUUAGGCGCGGCCCAGCUGCGGGGGCUGGUCAGCCUGCGCCACCUCAUCCUGGCCAACAACCAGCUGGGCGUCCUGGCGGCGGGAGCCCUGGCCGACUGUGCCGAGACCCUGGAGGACCUGGACCUCAGCUACAACAACCUGGAGGCGCUGCCCUGGGACGCCGUGGCCCGGCUGGCCAACGUCAACACCCUGGGCCUGGACCAUAACCUGCUGGCGGCCGUCCCCGCGGGGGCCUUCGCCGGGCUGCACAAGCUGGCCAGGCUGGACAUGACGGCUAACCGGCUGACCACCAUCCCUCCGGACCCGCUUUUUUCCCGGCUUCCCGUGCUGUCCCGGCCCAGACCGGGAGCACCAGCCUCUGCCCUGGUACUAGCCUUCGGGGGGAAUCCGCUCCACUGCAACUGUGAGCUGGUGUGGCUGAGGAGGCUGGCCCGGGAGGAUGACCUGGAGGCCUGUGCCUCCCCCCCGGCCCUGGGAGGCCGCUCCUUCUGGGCUGUGCGAGAGGACGAGUUUGUGUGUGAGCCUCCGGUAGUCACCCACCGGUCCCCACCGGUAGCGGUUCCCGAGGGCCGCACCGCCUCCCUGCGCUGUCGGGCUGCGGGGGACCCCGAGCCCCGAGUCCGCUGGGUGUCCCCCCGAGGCCGGCUCCUGGGGAACUCCAGUCGCACUCGGGCCUUUCCCAAUGGGACGCUGGAGCUGCUGGCAGCCACGCCUGGCGACGGCGGCGUCUUCACCUGCAUCGCUGCUAAUGCUGCCGGGGAAGCUACCGCCUCUGUGGAGCUCACCGUGGGGCCACCCCCACCCCAGCUGGCCAACAGUACCAGCUGUGAGCCCCGUGGGGAAGGAGAGGACGGAGAAGGGGGGGCCCCUCUCACUCCCUCCUCUUCCUCGGCUUCCUCGUCUUUGGCCCCCAUGGAUCCCCGGGCCGGGCUCCCACAGGCCCCUGAACACGAUGGGGACAGCGAAGGGGGCAGCGUACAGGUGGCCGAGCGCAGCGCCACAGCAGCCCUCAUCCGCUGGCCCGACCACGGGCCUGUUCCCGGCCUCCGCAUGUAUCAGAUCCAGUACAACAGCUCUGCUGAUGAUAUCCUGGUCUAUAGGAUGGUCCCUGCUGGAAGCCGCUCCUUCCACCUGACGGACCUGGUAUCGGGGCGCACCUAUGACCUCUGCGUGCUGGCAGUGUCGGAGGAUGGGGCCACCGGGCUGACGGCCACGCGGGCUGUGGGCUGUGCCCGCUUUUCCACAGAGCCGGAGCUGCGGCCGUGCCGCUCGCCACACUCAGGGGCACCCGUCCUUGGGGGCACCAUGAUCAUCGCUCUGGGGGGUGUUAUUGUCGCCUCCGUGCUGGGCUUCAUUUUCCUACUGCUGCUCCGAUACAAGGUGCAUGGGGACCAGCCUCCGGGCAAGCCUGCGACGCGGGGAGGGGUCAGCAGCGUCUGCUCCCAGACCAAUGGCGGGGCCCCGGCCCCAGGCCCCGAGAGCUCAGCCUCAGACUCAGACCCCACGCCUCCGACCCCCGUCAAGGGGCACACCUUGGUACAACUGGACUUCGAGCCUUCGAGGGGCCCUCGGGGCCGGCUCGCUCAUGAACGUGGAGGGCAGUGAUCCCGGGGGAAGCCCCUCCGACGUCCCUAGCUCUGGACUGCUCCCUAGAAUGUCUCCAGUCUCAACCUGGCUCCUUCUUGGCCCCUUGGAUGCCUUGAGACGUGGCCUUGGUCCUGAGAUAUUCCUUGGCCUGGUCCAGCCUGGCCUCGCAGGCACCCCAACCCCAGCCCCAGGGAAGGACGUGGACAGAGCAGACGCCAGGGGCCGGGGCUGGGCCGAGAAGGGGCAUGGGGGGAGUCCAUGCUUGGAUGCUGGCCCACCUCGCGGCUCCUGCCCAACCUCCUAUUUUUAACGAUCCCGCAAGGGACUUGGCGGGAAAGUGGGAACACUAUGGAGAUUAUGUCAAGAGAAACCUAUUUUUCUAAGCUCUGGCCUCAUUCGUUCCCUUAUCUGUCUAUCCGUCUGUCUGGGGUGAUCAUCACCCUCUCUCACGCCCUGUCAGAAAACUCCCCUCCAGACCAGGGCCGCGUGUGUCACCAGGAGCUCGAGGCCGGGGACUGGGGGAGUCCCUGGCAGCCAAGUCAGGUCACCCUUGUAACCUGACCAGAACCGGACAGCCAUGAGACUGGCCCAGGACCACAUCCCUCUGGUGGUCAGGGCCUGAUUUGGCCAGGUGGGGGGUGGGUCAGCCCGGCUGGGUUUGACUAAUGACAGGAUCUCCCAAUGUCACAGCUCGAAGUUGCUUAGAGACUUGGGCCAACCCUCAUUCAUUCGGAGAGCUGACAGGAGCCAGCCCCGUCUCUGGGAUCCUGGUUUUCUAGAUCUUCCGCCUGGAGCCCGAGGACAUAAGGAGAACGUUCCCAUACCUGGGGUUCUCCUCUGCGGGGCUCAGGUUCAGUUCAUCCUCCCCAGUUCUGUCCCUUCUUUCCAGGGCAGGGAGCAUUCUCUCGGGCUUAGCACCCUCACUUGUAAAAUGAUCUCUGUGGCUCACCGGGGCCCUUCCGCCUGUGAGUCCAUGAUGCAGCCACCCCAGGAGUCUAAGCCUAGGAUGACAGGGCCAGAGCACAGGGAAGGCUCAGGGCUGAAGAAGAGGUCAGGAUGUCGUGCUGGGAGAAGGUGCCUGAACUGGGCCUCCAAGGGCAGUGUGGGCUGGAGGGGCCACCUUUCAGGCGGGGAGGUCAGCUGGGGGAUCCCAAAGGCCAUUUGCUCCCGUUUGCCUGGAAUAUAGAGAGUAUAAGGGGGAGCGAUGCGUCACAAGGGAUGGCUCUAGAUGGCAAACAGCCCUGAGUGUCGGCCAGAAAAGUUUGGGCUUGGUCUUCCAAGUCCCAGGAGAUGGUUUUGGUCUAGGGAAACAUGGGGGGAUUUGAGGAUCACAGGCCGCUGGGCAGGCUUCAAGGCUGCCUGGUUCAAACCUAUCAGAUUUUACAAAGUAGGAAACUGAGGCUAAGAACAGUUUCAGUGUCUCGGCCAGAGUCUGAGGAGGGAGAUCUGAAGCCAGAUAUUCCUAACUCCAGCUCCAAUACCCUGACCUCUGUUUUGUCCCCCCGCUCUAUGAUGACACAGACACGCUCCUGGGGUCUGCUGGGAAGGGUGGCUGAGAGGUUUUCCUGCGACCGGUCACUAAGGAUUUGGGGGACCCCCCCAAGAUGGCUGUUGAGCAGCACCAGCCAUAGCAAGGACAGACUGGGCAACGUUGUCAUCGUCCCACUGGUCUUGUGUGGUUUCUUGAAGGCCGCGGCCCAGCCAAUUCAUCAGUAAUGAUGGAUUCAGGUCGUUACCCCAGGGAACACUCAUCUCCAGAACUCCCCAGUUCUCCAGCUGUGGUCCACAGCUUCUCCUGACCUUGUUCGGAAGGCUGAUGUACCCAGAGUCCCCCGGGAGAUGGGAGCCAGGCUGCUGGGAAAGCACUGGGUCUCAGAGCCAGUCGUGGAAGGGGAAGGGAGGGAUGGACGGUGGUCCCUUGGCCCUCACCAGGGGAGAGCAUGGAGGCUGUGUGGGAUGGAUAGCAUCUAUUAGGCCAAGAUGGGAAAGUGAGAUGGGGUGGAGG